AUGCCGAUGCGUCGAGCACUUCUUGUAACAUUAAUUACGCUUCCUUUUGAAAGUCCAAUCAUGGCCUACCUUUCUGAUGAGGAACUUCGUCGUCAGCUGAAAUUCGUUUGGAUUUUGCCCAGGUCCAAUCUCAGAUACAGCAGUAUUCAGGUUGAAAAUAUUAAAUCAGACUUUAAGGUCAUCUUUUGUUUUCUUUUAGUUCAGUUGUUGGCGGUGGACUGCAAGGGCAAAAAGGACUCGUUUUGUGCAGCAGAAGAAAACAGGCUUCAAAUGCAGUUACUGUCCAAAUUGUACAACUUUCUUGCUGAGGUGGCAGGCGAUUUGCUGUGUGGCAAUCCUUCAAAACUGAAGAACAAAUGUGUUUGUUUAGAUGAUAUCAAAACGUACUUUUCUGUUUUUUACCCAGAGUACUUGGAUAGAAUGGAUGAUUCUCUUCUUACAGUCUUACAAAGCCGUAAAGACUUUGGCAUACGCCUUGUAGGAGAAGAUGUGAAUGCACCUGUCACAGCUGUUGAAGAGAUUCACUGCUUGGAGUCUACCCAUCCUUACAUGAGUCUAUGGUGUAGACUACAACGAGCUGUCGUCAUUGUGGUUAGGAGGAGAGGAGAAAGAAUACACCCCUUGUAA
Erpetoichthys calabaricus (reedfish) is the source of this 627-nucleotide messenger RNA. Its product is annotated as LEM domain-containing protein 2-like. Lineage: Eukaryota; Metazoa; Chordata; Cladistia; Polypteriformes; Polypteridae. Gene Ontology annotation, biological process: negative regulation of BMP signaling pathway; nuclear envelope organization. Gene Ontology annotation, molecular function: chromatin DNA binding. The transcript is spliced from 6 exons. Bases 1 to 627 code for a protein of 208 amino acids. Gene Ontology annotation, cellular component: nuclear inner membrane. The record is from RefSeq and is a predicted model, not a curated record.